GAUAUAGAGGGAGAACAAGACACGUAUGUGACUGAUAUAAAGGCAGAAGAUGUAGAGGGAGAAGAAGAGACGUAUGUGACUGAUAUAAAGGCAGAAGAUAUAGAAGGAGAAGAGAUGUAUGUGACUGAUAUAACGGCAGAAGAUAUAGAGGGAGAAGAUGGGACGUAUUUGACUGAUAUAAAGGCAGAAGAUACAGAGGGAGAAGAAGAGACGUAUGUGAGGGGUGAUCAGCAGUGUAAGGAGGAGGAGAUCCCUACAGAUAUCGGCACAGCAGACGGACACACAAGCAGGAAUAUCUCAGAAGGACAUCUAAUGUUAUCCCCGGAUUGUGACAUAAAAGAUAAUGACAGUAGACAGGAUUCUUCAGGAGAUAAUCCCAUUACACCAGUUAUACAUCCAGCUUUAUCAGCUGAUCCCUCUGAUCCUGGGAAAUGUUCUCCUGAUCACUCUGAUAUUGGUGCAUCUGUUACAGCUCUGAGAGUAGAUACAGUGUUUCCCUGUUCUAUAGAUGCCAAAUGUUUUACACAGAACACAAAGCCUAUUAACCAACACACAGGUAAGGCAGGUGAGAGGCCACUGAUAUGUUCUGAGUGUGGGAAAUGUUUUACAUACAAAGCAGCUUUUGUUACACAUCAGAAAACUCACACAGGUGAGAAACCAUUUCCAUGCUCUGAGUGUGGGAAAUGUUUUACAUACAAAUCAGCUUUUGUUACACAUCAGAGAUAUCACACAGGUGAUAGGCCAUUUCCGUGUUCUGAGUGUGGAAAAUGUUUUAUACAAAAAUCACGUCUUGUUAUACACGAGAGAAGUCACACUGGUGAAAAACCAUUUACAUGUUCUGAGUGUGGAAAAUGUUUUAUUCGAAAAUCAACUCUUGUUAUACAUGAGAGAAGUCACAAUGGUGAGAAACCAUUUCCAUGUUCUGAGUGUGAGAAAUGUUUUAUAUAUAAGUCACAACUUGUUAGACAUGAGAGAUAUCACACAGGUGAGAAACCAUUUCCAUGUUCUGAGUGUGGAAAAUGUUUUAUUCAAAGCUCAGCUCUUUUUAUACAUAAGAAAAGUCACACAGGUGAGAAACCAUUUCCAUGUUCUGAGUGUGGGAAAUGUUUUAUACAUAAGUCACAACUUGUUACACAUCAGAGGAGAAGUCACAUAGGUGAAAAACCAUUUCCAUGUUCUGAGUGUGGAAAAUGUUUUAUACAUAAGUCACAUCUUAUUACACAUCAGAGAAGUCACACAGGUGAAAAACCAUUUCCAUGUUCUGAGUGUGGGAAAUGUUUUGUAAACAAAUCAGCUCUUGUUAGACAUGAGAGAAAUCACACAGGUGAGAAACCAUUUCAAUGUUCUGAGUGUGGUAAAUGUUUUGUACAGAAAUCAGAUCUUGUUACACAUGAGAGACGUCACACAGGUGAGAAACCAUUUCUAUGUUCUGAGUGUGGGAAAUGUUUUGCACACAAAUCACAUCUCGUUAGACAUGAGAAAAGUCACAUGUUCUGAGUUUGAGAAGUAAAUCAGCUGUUUCACACAAUAGACAUCACACAGGUGAGGAACCGUUAUUAUCUCAUCAUCACCAUUGCCAUGCAAUGUUCCUCAAGGUCCUGUCCUAUCUCCUAUGCUUUUUGCAAUAUACCUGCUGCCACUAGGUGAAUCAAUCAGAUGUCAUGCCCUGGUCUACCACUGCUGUGCCGAUUACCUAUUUUUUGCUCUGUGUACUCGGAACCCAAUACCAAUCCUAAGUGGCUGUCUAGCUGAGCUCCAGGUGUGGGUGAUACCAGUUGGCUGUGACUAAGUUGUGGUGAAACAUCCUUAUGAUAGAGACUCACCUACAAAGGGCAAGGCUACUGCGUUACCAACCAAUAUGGGGGAAGCUUUCUGUCUGACCUCUCAUUACACAACGUAUCCUGAUCCCGGCUCUAUGUGACCUCUCACAUCUAUCACUUGUGUCACAUUACAUCUUAUACCUGUAGUUUUAUGUUUCUGUUUCCCUGUUACCUGUUCUGUAAGAUCACCUGCUCUCAUUGUGUGAGGGGGAG
Pseudophryne corroboree (corroboree frog) is the source of this 2033-nucleotide messenger RNA. Its product is annotated as zinc finger protein OZF-like. The record is from RefSeq and is a predicted model, not a curated record. NCBI's taxonomy places the organism in Eukaryota, Metazoa, Chordata, Amphibia, Anura, Myobatrachidae. Gene Ontology annotation, molecular function: RNA polymerase II cis-regulatory region sequence-specific DNA binding; DNA-binding transcription factor activity. The transcript has 2 exons. Gene Ontology annotation, biological process: regulation of transcription by RNA polymerase II. Bases 115 to 1497 code for a protein of 460 amino acids.